GCUUCAUAGCUCUUUGAAACCAAGAUAUUUAAUAGAUAUGGUUCAGUGGUAUACUUCUUGUGUUUGCAUAGUUUUCAAGCCUUGGUAUAAGAAUAGUUAAAGUUGUUCCUGUAGAAGGAAGUAGAAAGGAAACUUGAGAGAGGAAGUAAAAGAAGGAAACUAACAUUAGCAUAAAUAAGACUUCCUCUCAUCUAAAUGCCUUCAGGAAGAGUUAAAUUUCCUAACCAGAACAUGGAUUCUUUUUGGCCAGACUGGAGUGCUUUAAGUAUUUUGGAAUACCGUGCACCCAUACUUUAAUAUCUACAUUUCGGUUUCUGCACCUAUUAAGAGUUUUAAUUCAUCAUGGAUAAUCUGUCAGCAGAAGAACUUCAGCUGAGAGCUAACCAGGUUACUGAUGAGUCUCUGGAAAGUACAAGGAGAAUCCUGGGCUUAGCCAUUGAGUCUCAAGAUGCAGGAAUCAAGACUAUCACUAUGCUGGAUGAACAAGGGGAACAACUAAACCGAAUAGAAGAAGGCAUGGAUCAAAUAAACAAAGACAUGAGAGAGGCAGAGAAGACUUUAACAGAACUCAACAAGUGCUGUGGCCUUUGUGUAUGCCCAUGUUAUAGAUUCUCAGAUGUUGGUUGUUUCUGUGAAACCAGGACAAAGAACUUUGAGUCUGGUAAAGCCUAUAAGGCGACAUGGGGUGAUGGUGGAGACAACUCUCCUAGCAAUGUAGUAUCUAAGCAGCCAGGCCGAGUGACAAAUGGUCAGCCUCAGCAAGCAGCCACAGGAGCAGCCAGCGGCGGAUACAUUAAACGUAUAACAAAUGAUGCCAGAGAAGACGAAAUGGAAGAGAACUUGACUCAAGUGGGCAGUAUCCUAGGAAAUCUAAAAAACAUGGCCCUGGACAUGGGCAAUGAGAUCGAGGCUCAAAAUCGACAAAUAGAACGGAUCACAGAAAAGGCUGACACCAACAAAGACCGUAUUGACAAUGCCAAUGCCAGAGCAAAGAAACUCAUUGACAGCUAAAGUUACUGCUGUACUUCUUUAUCAUAUGUUCACUUCCCUAGCUCCUCCUUCAAAGUCAUUACCUUUCCAAAGUUUGAAAUUUUGGUUCCACACUUCUAAUCGAGAGAGGAUGUGGAAGAAGAUCUAGGAGUAACAGCCCCCCUAUUAUUUUUUUAUUUUCUCUUUUUCCCUUGAGAGUAGACUCCUGCUUAGUGUUCCAUCUAAUAUUUUUUCUCAGUUCAUACUCUGAGAUUGGUUUUCACACGUCAUAUGUAGUGUUUUUCAUCCCUUCCAUUUACUUUUAGCAGGUUCUUCUGCUUUCAAGAUUUGGAAAUGCUGCCAAAGAUAGCCAUGUAAAAGGGAAGCUGGAGGUAUUGGGGGCAUUCAUGAGGAGGAGAGGCAAGAGAUAAAAGGUUGUUAUCUCAGUAAAAUCUGCAGACCCUAAAGCAAAAAGUUGCAUAACCACAGUGAAGAUCUGGUUCGGUUUCAUUUUUAUUUAAGUUGCAGUUAUUGCCAGUUUAGGUUGAUGGUUAGUUUUAGAACUUUCGAAACAAUGUUUUGGUUAUACAUCACAACUUUGCAACCUCUGCUCCAAAAAAGAAUAGAGUGAGUUUUAAUGUGAGCUUAAUUUCUGAACUCUUAGUGAUUCAUAUAUGUACAUAGAUUCUAUGAUCCCAUUUCACAUUGCACCAUAUAGGAACACAUGUAUAAAUAAAUGGCUUUUUACUUCCAUAUUAUUAAUAGUAUCAUGGUCCCAUCAUAGGCCUAUUAACCUCAUAAAUUUGUCAUUAGUCUUUGAAGAAAAAAAUAUGUAAAUAUGUAUGUAUAGCAUAAGAAUUUCUCUCUAAAGCAGGGUUUUAAAUUUUUGGAAAAGUCUGACAAAGUAUAUCACGUGAAUUCAGAUUUACCUCAAUGCCAAGAAUUAUGUUUAGAUAGGAAAAAAAUAAACUUGUUUUGAUCUCAGGUAGAAAAUAGUUAGGUUGCUUUAGGUUUUAUGUAGCUUUAGACUUUUAAAAACUAGAAUUUGUGCUGUUUAAAAAUGAUUUAGAAAAUUAUGCAUUUGGUUUACUUAUUGAUGAUUGCACUAUCGUUCUCUUACCUUUUGUAUUGGACUUGCAGAAUCACAUUUAUUUAGAUCCUCAGCAGUGUUAUAAGAAUGAUUAGUAUUUGUCACUGUUUAUUUAAAAACUAGCUUCUGCAUACUUCAAAACUAUUAAUGUGGAUUGGUUUGACCAAUAAUCACUCUUUGAUCCUUACGAUUAAAUUUCAUAACUAACUAAUGGAAUUGUUCUUUCAAAUAAGUAAUAUGUUUCUGUGACUUCUUUUUUGGGGAGAUGGAAGGCAAUAAUUUCAUCAGCUCCUAGUUGACAAACUGAGUAAAGCGAAAGUCCAUCAAUCAAAAGGCACUCCAGCACAGAGCUGCCUUUAGCACCUUUCCCAUUUUUAUUGGAAAUACAAGAAUUUUCCCUUC
Molecule: messenger RNA, 2461 nt
Organism: Sus scrofa (pig)
Lineage: Eukaryota; Metazoa; Chordata; Mammalia; Artiodactyla; Suidae
Gene: SNAP23
Product: synaptosome associated protein 23
Biological process (GO): synaptic vesicle priming; exocytosis; synaptic vesicle fusion to presynaptic active zone membrane
Cellular component (GO): plasma membrane; SNARE complex
Molecular function (GO): syntaxin binding; SNAP receptor activity
Source: RefSeq, a predicted model, not a curated record